Filobasidium floriforme is the source of this 1613-nucleotide messenger RNA. RefSeq names its product septin. Gene Ontology annotation, molecular function: molecular adaptor activity; GTP binding; GTPase activity. NCBI's taxonomy places the organism in Eukaryota, Fungi, Basidiomycota, Tremellomycetes, Filobasidiales, Filobasidiaceae. Gene Ontology annotation, cellular component: septin complex; microtubule cytoskeleton; cytosol. The transcript has 11 exons. Bases 186 to 1328 code for a protein of 380 amino acids. The record is from RefSeq and is a predicted model, not a curated record. Gene Ontology annotation, biological process: cytoskeleton-dependent cytokinesis.
CAGGUGACACCUUUAUCACAGGUUGCAUAUACAGUAGCAUCGCUGAACGAACGACUCGGGAAGACGCAGGAUACUUUCUCCCAAAGCUCCUUACCGUGCAACCUCCAACGGGACUAGAUUUCGAGCUUCAUCAACCGCAACCCAAAAACCAAAAAGCUACGCAUCAAAAUCACACAUCUGAGACUAUGAGCGGAUUCCUCGAACAUGGUCGUACAGCUUCAGGCUCGCCCAUGGCUUCCCGUGGGAGGGGAAGAAAGCAGGCGAAGAAGGGUGUCCAAUUGACGCUCAUGGUCGUCGGCGCUUCGGGAACCGGGCGUACGACUUUCGUCAACACCCUCUGCGAAUCCGAGGUCUUGCCGCACACCAUCGAUCAGACCCCGGAAGAGGCUCAUAUCGAGACGGGCAUCCAGAUCAAGCCCAUUCAAGUCGAGCUCGAAGAGGAUGGAGUCAGGAUCGCCAUGACCUUGAUCGACACCAAAGGAUUCGGGGACAACAUUGACAACGAAUACUGCUUUCAAGAAAUCCUGUCUUACCUCGAAUUGCAAUACGACCAUAUCCUCGCCGAAGAAUCCCGGAUCCGAAGGAACCCUCGAUUCAAGGAUCAACGUGUGCACGCCUUGUUGUACUUUAUCCCUCCUACCGGACAUGCGUUGAGGGAGAUGGACAUUGAGCUUAUGAAGAGGCUCGCACCCAGGGUUAACGUCAUCCCGGUUAUUGGGAAAUCCGACACGUUGACCCCGAAAGAGUUGCGAGAGUUCAAAAAGAGGAUCAUGGAGGAUAUCGAGUACUACAGUAUUCCUGUUUACAACUUCCCUUAUGACGUCGAAGAGGAUGACGAGGAUACCAUACUUGACAACAGCGAGUUGCGAGCCCUACUUCCGUUCGCCAUCGUCGGAUCAGAGGAAAAGUUCAUGAUCAACGGCGAGAAUGUCCGCGGCCGUCGUUACCCCUGGGGUAUCGUCGAGGUUGAGAACCCGGACCACAGCGAUUUCGCCAGGUUGAGGCAGGCGUUGUUGAUGACCCACUUGACCGAUCUCAAGGAGAUUACUCACGAUUUCCUGUAUGAGAACUACCGUACUGAAAAGCUCUCUCGAGCCGUCGGGAGCGAACCGAGCUCGAGCGUCGCCCCGGCCGACAUGGCUCAGCAGUCGGCCUUGCUGAAAGAGGACCAACUGAGGAGGGAAGAAGAAAAGCUCAAAGAAAUCGAACUCAGGGUGCAGAGGGAGAUUUUGCAGCGCAAGCAGGAACUGAUGGCCAAGGAGGACAGUCUGAAGGCUCUCGAAGCCAGGCUCGCCGCUCAACACACCGGAGGGACCUACGAUCAGUAAACUGGCUCGAUAUCUGCAAGUCCUUUCUCUUCUGGGACUUUUUUCACGUCUUCACGUUACGACCAUGGCGGAUUCUCCUACGCCUCGACUUCUUCUUUCUCGGUCUCAAACUCGGGUUUUCUUGUCUCUCUAUACCAUCCCGCCCAUGUAGCAGGACGUUCCGUUAGCUCACGUCUUACAGCUGGACGUGUCCAUUGCGGUAUCCUCGAGCUCUCUUCUCCAUGAUGACUAUAACGAUCGCUUUUUGCUGUGCCUUGGUCCGGAUCACAAGACUGAAAUUGUGAA